Myzus persicae (green peach aphid) is the source of this 1887-nucleotide messenger RNA. RefSeq lists its product as uncharacterized. The transcript has 5 exons. Lineage: Eukaryota; Metazoa; Arthropoda; Insecta; Hemiptera; Aphididae. The record is from RefSeq and is a predicted model, not a curated record. The coding region runs from base 1 to 1827 and encodes 608 amino acids.
AUGGUAAUUGCUUAUUAUAAAGACGGUCGUCGUUGGGUGUACUCGGAUACCUCAGAUACUGACUGUUAUCGCUUGACUGGACAGGCCAAAUUGAGUUUAGUUACAAACGAGGAUUAUGCACCCACAGAAGAUUUUAAUAUAUUCAAAGAAAAUGGUAAUAUAUCAAAAGAAGAUAAAAAGUCUGAAGACAAUAAGACUAUAGAUGAUGAGCCACCCAAAAAAAAACAGAAAUUAUUAACAAUUGAAAGAGAUGGUUUGAUAUUCGUAUUUUUUAGAGAAGAAGGAACUCGUACAUGUAAAGCGCACAAUACUCCAUUGAAACCCAAUAAAGAAAUAGCUUCUAUCAGUACUGUGGAAGUACCAAUUGUAAUUAACUGUGAAAAAUCUGUUGAAUCUGCUGAACAUUUUUCAGCUAAAAAUGUUAACUCAACGGUCAGGAUAAUUGAUCCUAGCAUAAUGAUAAAUGCAGAAGAUCGAUAUUCAAAGUUUUUGAAUGUGUCUGAGUUAUCAAAAAAAAAAUUAUCUUCAUGCAGUGCCAAAGUAAAUGUAGUUAAACAACCUUUAAAUGAAAAAAAUCAUAUAAAAAGGAAUUCAGUUGUAAUUGAAAAAUUACAUAAAAAGUAUUUCAGUAAAUUUGUUCAAGAUUCAAUUGUAACUAUUGCAAAUAUACUCAACAUAAUUUCAAUGGCUCGAAAACAUUACAAAGCUCGAAUGGCUGAAUCUCUUGAGAAAAGAUCUGAAGGUGAAAUAUUAAAUGCCAACCAUACAACAAUUUUGGAAACAAAGUUAAAGGACAAUUUUUCAGCUCUCGUAUCAUCAUUUGAAGGACCAGAUUUUGAUACAGUAUUUAAAAUGCUCUUUCUAAGUAUAUUAACUGUACUUCGAGUUUUGGAUCAGCCUAAGUUCAGAAAAGGCAACAUCUUCAAUAAAGUUUUACUUUUUUUACAGAAUAGUUUGAAAAAAAGUAAAUAUAACCAUCCCAAAAUUUUUUCAAUGUUUCGGUCAAAGACAUUUCAUCCAGACUGCAUCGAUUUAAUAAGAAUAAUUGAAGAUAGUCGGGAUACUGACCCCGGAGUCAUAGAUCGCAUGCCAUUGUAUUUUAUAGCAACAUCAGAAAGCCAGAUCUAUUUUCAAGCAGUUAUUGAUGCUGUUACUAGUGAUUCGAACGAAGACCUAGCAUUAUUAAUCGAUAAUGCUACUUUUAAAUGUCACAAUGGUUUGAAGUUUAAAGAUAAUGUAGUUUCAUCAACUGUAGUACAUUCAAAUGAGAUAUUACCCAUAACAGAGACCAUUUUAAGUCCUAUCAACUCAGACAAUACAAUUCAACACUGGUUUCCAGAAAAUAAUCCAGACAGAACUUGCCGAAAAAUAUCUGCGCUAAAUGGUAAUAAGUCCCAAACAAUUGGUAACACCGCAAUAGAACAGUCAAUAAAAAACUUUGAUGAAUCAUUCUCUUCUUCAACACAAAAGAAAAAUUCUGAAUCUUUUUCUUCUAAAGUGAUACCAACAGAAAAAUGUAUGACUGUUAUGCCAAGUAUUUCCAAUAGUUCUUUGAUGCAAAUAACAGCACUGUGGUCAGAAGCUGAAGCAUCAACAUCAGGUCAAACAAGAGCAGUAGUCAAUGGUACUAAUAUAUUUGUUGAAUCACCAGAACCAACUAGAUUUAUCAAAUGCUGCAGGAAAAAUUGUAAAAGCUCUGCGACAAAAAUUUGCGGGGUUUGUAAAACAGUGAAAUACUGUUCAAAAGACUGCCAAAAACUUGACUGGUAUGGAAAUCAUGAAAAUGACUGUGAAAAAUUGCUAAACAUAAAGAAUUCUCAAUCCUAAACAUUUUAUUGCAUACAUAAAUUAUUUCAAUAUAGUAUACAAUAUAUAUAUUAUAUAUUA